Molecule: messenger RNA, 1164 nt
Organism: Trypanosoma theileri
Lineage: Eukaryota; Euglenozoa; Kinetoplastea; Trypanosomatida; Trypanosomatidae
Exons: 1
Coding region: 1-1164 (387 amino acids)
Source: RefSeq, a predicted model, not a curated record
AUGUGGUCUGUUAUUCGCCGCUUGCAGGGCGUGCCGAUUGAUGACGGAGAUUCGCAUAGUGAAACGCGUCUCGAGCGCAACCAGAGAUGUAUCAUGAUGCACGAAAUGCGUCCGUAUCCACGUCCGCUGGAUCCAAACAUUUUUACUCGUCCCUACGGUGAAUUAGAAUAUGAAAAAGUACGGAUGUGGAUGCUAAAUGAUAACGUCUCUAGACGAAUUCAAGCUAUAAACCAUCUCCUUGAGCUUUAUGUGAUGCAGAGGGAGAAUGCAAUUCGUAGUCUUAAAUACGGCUUUCUAGAACUUUUACUAUCCACACUUCACCAUGAUGAAGAGGAAGAAAUGCGAUGUAAAGCAGCCGAUGCCCUUGCCCUGCUACUGCGUGAACCAAAGGCGCUUGAUCUCCUCCUUGCGAUGGAUGACGACAAGGGGACAUUGCGGGAGCUUCUGGGAACUCUUGAUGACCCUUCCAAUGAGGUUGUGGUGCGUGCUAUGCGUGUUCUGAUGGUGUGCCGUGCGGCAUACAACGCGUAUGAAGCGAUUAUGCGACUCGUACGUUACGGUCUGGUGGAGCGCUGCGUGCGGCUGUUGAUGCCGGCGGGACGGGCCGACGGGGUGGCGGCGGCGGGGUGCGCGGGUCUGGCCGGGGCACUCGUCGUGAAAGAGGCGUUCGUGAAGGUGGUACGGGCUGGCGGGGUGGCCGCCGCAACGGCGGUGCUCGCUGCCCCGCAGCCGGACCCCCUCGCCGUCGCGGAGGCCGCCGAUGCGCUGACACUAACCGCCGCCUACCGCCUUGGUAAGACUGCAGCCGUUGAUGCACGCACACUCGCCGCGCUCAGACCACACAUGCGGGAUGAAAACUUGCGCGUGCGCACGUCCGUCACCGGCGCAGUGGCUCAACUUACCAUAUAUGAACCAGGGAAGAGGCAAGCAGUGGAUGAGGAUAUCCCAGCCGUCUUGCUUGCCCUCCUCAUGCAGGAGGAGGAACGUGACGUGCUUGUCAACGUGGUUAAGGCUAUAGUGAAUAUAGCAGAACUCCCAGCAGGAAGGAAGCAGUUGUUGGUGGCAAAGGAGCGACUAGAAUUUAUCGCCGAAGAGGCCGACGAGUACCAGCCCCUAACCUCAUCUGUGGCUGAGGCACUUAGUCAACUUGCGAGAAAGUGUUAG